GAAUGAAGUCUAGUGAAUCAAAAUCGAUAGCAAUGUUAUAGAACUCAACUCACUGAUAGUUGUGAAUAACUUCCCUUCUAUAUCUGUGGAAUUAACUAUAUAUAUUCAUUAGGGCAGAAUAUUAUUUACUAUAAUGCAAAUUCAAGUGAUAACCUUUCAACCAGCAAAAAUGACUAAUAAUAAUUAAAUAGUUAUAAUCUUAUUUUGAUGGAAGGAGAUGAUACGACUGGUGAAAAUGGUAAGUAAGAUAGUGAUAUUGGUACCUGAUUAUAUUUCAUACAAGUCAACCGUGUUCUAUUGCUGACCGCAAAUGUUUUUUGGGGAUAUUCUUUGAUGGAACACAUUAUAUGAUCAACAAUAAUCAUGAAAGCCCUGCUUCUUUUCAUGUCUACAUAAGGAUGCUGUUUUCGCAUCAAAUGAUCUCACAAGUUAAAACAUUUAGUAUCACCAUAGAAAUGGUUAAUGGGGAUAUAGUAUCGCUAUGUCCAAAUCAAUUUGUUUUUGAACCCGAAAAAUCCGAAGAUGACCGAUGGUACGGAAUCAUUAAACUAAAAAGUGAAUUCGACAUAACAGGUGUCAUCUUAGAGGUACAUUUCGACAAGUCAGUAAUUGAAUUUGGGAACUACUUAGGUCAAGUUGAUGCAAACGAUGAUAACACCCAGUUUACAAUAAAGAAUAAGAACAAACGUAUCAACGCUCAUACCACAGAAAAUGUUAGAAUUUUUGUAAUCUACCAUCCUUUAUAUGAUGUCGUGCCACCAAACUUAUCCAAAAUUGUGUUCAACGGUAGAGAAAUAUGUCCACAUUUUGAGGAGCAAAAAAAGAGAACUGGAGUUGAAAACACACUAACGAGUAUUGCGUUGAACAUAAGUGUACCAAAAUGUGGAAUAAGAAGACCAGCAACGACACCUUUGAUAACACUAGGACAAAACACAAGACCUGGAGACUGGCCUUGGCACGCAGCGAUAUACUGGAAGUUUGGCAAUCAAAGAAAAUACAAUUGUGGGGGGACCCUCAUAUCUGAGCAUCAUGUAUUAACUGUGGCUCAUUGCACAACCUCGCGGACCUCCCUAAAUUGUACCAUAGACUGUACCACCGAGCCAAGAGCCCUAGAUCCUGUAAAUAUUUUAGUUAUUCUCGGUAAAUAUGGUAUUUAUAUAAUUAACGGCAGUAAUGAACAAACAAUAGAAGCUUCUAAAAUAACCGUUCACCCCCAGUACAGCAGCAGAAGCCUAUUCAACGAUAUUUCCAUCAUACAUUUGAAGAGACCAGCACAAAUGACGAAUUUUGUGAGAUAUAUUUGUUUAUGGAAUGAUGAUACUUCGUUGAGCUCUCUUAUUGGAAAGAUAGGUAUAGCAGUAGGAUGGGGUAGGGAUCAUCAGGACAAUCAGCUCUCUGACCUUUUGAUGCAAGCUCAAAUGCCAGUAGUCGAUACUUAUACCUGUAUAUAUUCGUUUCCAGAAGUUUUCGGACGAUUCACAAACAACGAAAAUAAUUUUUGUGCAGGAUUCAGAAAUGGUACGUCUGUUUGUAAUGGAGACUCUGGUGGAGGGUUGAUGUUUCCCAUGAGAGGUACAAGUGGACCAAAUACACAAUGGCAAAUACGUGGUAUGGUGUCAAGUACAGUACCAAAAAUUGACAACACAUGUGAUCCCAACCACUAUGUCAUAUUCACUGAUGUUGCCAAAUAUUUGGACUGGAUUCAUAAUAUAACAAAAUCUUGA
Molecule: messenger RNA, 1724 nt
Organism: Phaedon cochleariae (mustard beetle)
Lineage: Eukaryota; Metazoa; Arthropoda; Insecta; Coleoptera; Chrysomelidae
Source: the annotation of a GenBank genome assembly